AUUUUAAACUUCAUGAAAACUUGAUAUGUAGGUGUCGAAAAAAUAAACGGACUACGUUACUCCAGCAGGAUCUUCUUGUUUAGAUUUUGAAGUUUAUUUUGUAAUAAACAUGAACUGCGACUUAAUGUAGCAAUUUUAGAAGCCCGGUGGUUUUGGAUAGUACGUUACCCUCCACAACUCGUGUUUCAGAGGUUGGGACUACUUCAGGCUCGUCUUUAGGACAUUAAUGUUGAAAAACAGUAGCCGGAGCAGAUUUGUCAUACACUUCUAAUAUUACUUAGAAACCGAAAAUUCCCUACUUAUGACUCGUGACUCUAACCCUCAGUCCUCCACUAACGAACGUCUUCAAAGUAUAGACACAUCCAAAUGCAAUUUCUUUACACAGUUUCCUUUGUCUAAAGAAACAUUGAAGGGGUUAAAAUUGUCAGGUUACACAAAGCCUACUGCAAUUCAAAAGCUAGUCUUAAAACCUGCCCUUCUUGGACAAGAUGUGGUUGCUGAAGCACCUACUGGUAGUGGCAAGACGAUUGCUUUUGCAAUCCCUGUGCUUGAACUUCUUCAUCAAAGCAAAGUUUCCAUGUUUGAUGGUCCAGUCGCCAUAAUUUUAACACCAACUCGCGAAUUAUCAAGACAGAUUUUCAGCGUAUUUGCCAAAAUUGCUCGUGAACACCACUUCACUAUGAUGAACAUUAUGGGCGGCAAAGUCUCGGCUUUAAAAAAUCAAGAAUGGAAUAGUAUAUCACGAGCAAAUAUUCUAAUUGGAACUCCUGGUCGAAUGGCUCAACAUCAAACAGAAAAUUCUCUUCUUGAUAUGUCUAAUUUAAAAUUACUUAUAUUAGAUGAAGCUGAUAGAUUAUUAGAUCCAACAUUUCGUGAUGAUUUAGAAGUGAUUCUUCAAAAUUUAACUCCUGAUCGACAAACUUUAUUGUUUUCAGCCACUUUAACAAAGGCUACAGAUCAACUUAUUCGUCUUAGUAUGCGUAAUCCAAUAACUGUAUCAGUCAAUAAUAAUAUUAACAAUACCAAUAAUAAUACAACUUUAUCAAAUGAAUUACACACACCAUCUGAACUACUUCAAUAUUAUGCCAUAGUUCCAUUAGAACAAAAGUUGGAUACAUUGUGGACAUUUCUACAAAGUCAUUGUAAGAAGAAGAUCAUUGUGUUUUUUUCAACACAAAAACAGGUUCGAUAUGCAUAUGAAUUAUUUCAAUUGCUUAGACCAUAUUUUAAAAUUUUACAACUUCGUGGUAAUAUGAAUCAACAAAAACGUUUUCAAGUUUAUGAUCGCUUUGCUAAUUCUCCACAUGGUUCCGUUCUGUUAGCUACUAAUUUAGCUGAACGAGGUUUAGAUUUUCCAAAUGUCCAUUGGGUUGUACAAUUUGAUUGUCCGCAUUUUACUGAAGAUUAUGUACAUCGUAUUGGUCGAACUGGACGAAAUGGACAAAUAGGUCGAUCAAUUUUAUUUCUAUUACCAUCUGAGCAAAAUUUAAUUCAUAUACUUGCUAAACAUUCUGUUGUAUUAAAAUUAGUAAAAUUUCCUGAAUCAAAGUUACAACGAAGAGUUUCUAAAGAAUCAUCAAGUUUAUUAGCACGUAAACUGGAAUUAACUCAAUCAGCACGAUUAGCAUUCACUGCUUAUCUACGCGAUUAUUGUUUAAUGGCUAGACGAAAUCCAACUAAACAAAAACAACAACAACAACAAUCUAAUGAAUUAUUGAAUGUGUUCAAUGCAAAAGAUCUACCUGUAGAAAAAUUUGCUAAUUCACUUGGUUUACCAUUCAUAUCAUCACUUCCAAAAGAAUACAUUCAACUUGUUCCAGAUUCAGUUAAAUUGAUUAAAUCUUUCCCAUCAGUUAUAUCAAAUUUAUCUGAUGAUAAUGUCAAUCAAUUAUCGACUACUACUGCUACUACUGAUAACGUGUUCAGUUCAAUGAAGAUGGAUUUACCUCAUUCAACACAGUUGAUAACAUCAAACACUGAUAAUAAUGUUGAUGAAAAUGAUAUUAAUAUGGAUAGUGAUGAUAAUUUAUUGAUUAAAAAAUCUUCAAUCAAUGUUAUCCCGAAUGAAACUAAAUUAAAACGUCUAGAUCUUGUUCAAGAUACAAGUACAGAUGAUGAUACAAUAGAAGAUGAUCAACAUAGUAGGAAAUCUGUAAAUAAAUUGAAAAAAUUAAGUCGUAUUCAAUUAGCAAAGAAAGAAUUAAAACAAAAGAUUCGGUCUCAUCGAAAAUUAGAAUUCGACGAUGAAGGUCAUGUAAUAUGCGAGAAAAUCGGUGAUAUCCCUGUUGCUAAACCUCCAAUACCUAUUGAUAAUCAAAUUGAGACAACAAUUACAUCAAAUGAAACAUUAAACAUUGAUCAAGAACGUCGUUUAUUACAUGAAAUUAUAGAUAAAGAAGAUAAGAAAUUAUGGAGACAACGUAUUCGUCAACGUCAUCAAGCUGAACGUAAAAAGCUAAAAGAGGAAAGAAAAAAAUUAUCACAAUCGAAUGGUCCAAAAAUUUCGUUGAAAGAAAAUUCAUCAGAUUCAAAUAUUGAAGAUGAAUCAGAUUAAUUUAAUUAAAUGACAAGUUGAUUGUACUCCAAAUCCAAUUUAUGUAAAAAAAGAAGAAUUACAAAGACAAUCUCUAUUUACCAAUCCAUCCAAAGAAGAAAAACACUGAUCAAUGAUAAAUGGGUUAACAUUUUUUUGACAUUUGUCAAUAUUGUAAAUAAAUUUAUGAACAGAAAAAAAGUGGGUGUUUUUUGUUUGUUUUCUUCUAUUCACAAUGAAUAGUAACUAGGUGAAAUGAGUAUCUUGAAGACUUUCUAGUUUAAACUGUAGGUUAUGAACAAAAAUCGAUAAAAGCGCCAUAGAAACUGUUUUACCUGGAUAGUAUUGGAAGGUGAUCUGUUUGAAUAUCUGGGCCCAUUGUUCCUGUCAUCUAAAGAUUUCAACAAGUUAUCUGUUUUCUUGUUUGUUUUUAACAGGUUAUUAUGUUUAUUAGUUUCAUAACCUAUUCAGUUGGGUUUGUGAAAUUUCGCACAACGUUUCGUUGUACAAGUUAGAGAAUAGCACAAUCAGAGUCAUUGUUUUAACUGGUGAUAUGCAUUGAAAAGAAUACACAUUCUUGACAUGUCGAUUCGUGAACUGCUGAUAUCUAAUUAGCGACCACUCAAUAUUUACCGUCUAGAUCGAUCAAGAAAUAAGAAACGGAAACCUGUUGUAAUACCUCGUGCUGAGAAAUCUAUAUUAUACCACCAAUCGGUUCAUGAUUUCCAUGACAUACAUAUAUAAACUGUUUACAAACCUCAACUCAUGAGGAUAAAUGUGUCAGUAUGUCUAGAACCAGAAUGGCUUCUUGUAAUGAUUACUUAAAGUUUGGUUACAACACACGAUAAUGUAAAUAACAGCUAGUGGCCGUGUCUAAUAUCAAUAAUAAUUAUAAAUAACUGAACUAGGAACUAACAGCAUCAGUCAGUCAGUAACAACGUAGA
Messenger RNA from Schistosoma bovis, 3477 nucleotides. The record is from the annotation of a GenBank genome assembly. Lineage: Eukaryota; Metazoa; Platyhelminthes; Trematoda; Strigeidida; Schistosomatidae.